CCAGCGCCGGUCUUACCUACAUGCAAAUGAGGGCACGUUCCACCCGCCUUGAGACCAGAGCGCGUGGAAGUGGAGAGGAAUGCAUUCAAACACUUUUGAGCCCACGAAAAACAAGUUUUUUUUUUACGUCCCAACAACUUUAAAGAACCAUUUUCAAAUUAGAAGAAAAACAAAUCUAUGAUUAGCGGAACUUAUUACGCGUUGGCAUUGUAUCAUUUUUAGCACAUUUUGAACUGUUAUGAGGCGAGAAUGAAUAAUUCGGAGGACAGCGGAAGCAAGUGCUCGCCUGCCCCCAUUUCAAGCUUCACGAUCCAGUCCAUUCUGGGCACCUCCAACGAGGGAGUCCGGUCGGCUGGAAAGGACAGCCCCAAAUCGCAGCCGAGGAAGCGGACGUUGUCCGUGUCAUCGGAGGACGACUGCAGCGCCGGAGAGGACUCGGGCGACUGCUACUGCUCUGAGCCCGGUGUACCAGAGUCCUGCAACCCGCACCAGCCUCUGAACUUCUCCUGCCUCGGUGCCACAAAGGGACUUCUACCUGUGCAGGAUGGGAUCGACCGCCGGCCGCAUUUGACACCAUCCAUACUACCGGAUUACAAAGACGAGCAGGAGCGAGCGUGUGGCCAAAUGUCUCCCGUUUCUGAAGAGAGACAACGUGAUGGCCAGGACAAACAGAGCAGCUCCGCCAAGAAGAAAACGCGCACCGUCUUCUCUCGGAGUCAGGUUUAUCAGCUCGAGUCCACGUUCGAUAUGAAACGCUAUUUGAGCAGCUCCGAGAGAGCCUGUCUCGCUUCCAGCCUGCAGUUAACGGAGACACAAGUGAAAACGUGGUUUCAGAACCGGCGGAACAAAUGGAAACGACAGCUCUCUGCGGAACUGGAAGCUGCGAACAUGGCGCACGCAUCGGCGCAGACUUUGGUUGGGAUGCCUCUCGUUUUCAGAGAAAAUUCGUUGCUCCGAGUGCCGGUUCCGAGGUCCAUCGCUUUUCCUACCCCACUGUAUUACCCUGGAAGUAAUUUAUCAGCUUUACCAUUAUACAAUCUUUACAAUAAGAUUGAAUAUUAACUUCUGCGCACAACGAAAACUCCUUGCUAAAGGAUGACACAUUAGUACAAAAUACACAUUUAACUAUGUUUGACAAAAUUCAUGUCUAUUUAUACCUCUUUAUUUGGUGAAAAAAAUAUAUUUCUUAUUAUGCGGCAAUUAAACGAGUAUAUGUGUAAAACACAAAAGCAACACGGUUCUGUACAUGUCCUAUAAAAUACACCAUGUGUAUAAUUAUUAUUUUGUACUUUUAUUUACAUUUCUGUCCCCCGAUUAACCAGUUUUACACAUUAUGAGGAGUAAAAACAUUGAAAUAAAAGUGUAAUCAUUCGAUUCCUGUCUCUAAAAUGAAAACAUCUAAGAUUUGGAAAGUACACUCAUCAAUAUUGAUAAUAAUAAUAAUGUAUUGCACUGUAUUGUAUUUAUUAUUUCUUUAAAAAGAGGUCUAUUAAAUACACAAUGAUUGACAGUAAUACCAGUUUAAAAACUGCAGUAGCACAUUUUGAUGUGAUGCCUUUUCUUCUAAACAAAAACAUAAUAUUUACUAAAAUUUAACAUAAUGUUUACUGCUCAUUAUUUUACGAGCAGUCUUCGAAUGACCACAAUAGCAGAAGGCCUACAUGGAACCUUGUGAAUGAAUCUUUAGUAGUUCAGUGUAUAAAUUCUACACUGCUCUCUGUUUCGUGUGUUUAAGCUCAAGACAAACAUUUGUGUAGUGACACUGGGUCAUGUAAAUUGUCCCUAGUUGAUGCUUUCGCAAUUAGGGAUAAUUACAUGUUGCUUGUCACACGAACACGCAUUCAAACAUUCUCGGAGACAAGCGGAACGUCAAAAGCGCAGCGGGGCCUCAGAGAAGCCGCAGUCAAGAAUGACAAUGCUCGCGGUGCAAUCUGAUAAGACGCACCCGCUGUCAAAUUACAAAGAGUGUAGUGGUGUCAUGUUGCACUGAUUCCGUGUUCUCUAUACCUGCCACAGAGAAAGUUCAUUAUCAACACACAUAAGUACUUUUUCCGACAUGAUGAAUGCCAUCUUGAAAUAUGUUAAUUUAUGGAUUGCAGAUUAAACAAAGCAGUUUUAACGGAAUCUGGAGAGAAAUUUGAUGUUGCGCACAAAUAAAAAUAUUUAAACAUGAAGUAUUACAUUUAAAAUAUAGUUAGAGUUUAAUUUAAACAU
This is a messenger RNA of Cyprinus carpio (common carp), 2214 nucleotides long. Its product is annotated as homeobox protein HMX2-like. Gene Ontology annotation, biological process: regulation of transcription by RNA polymerase II. Lineage: Eukaryota; Metazoa; Chordata; Actinopteri; Cypriniformes; Cyprinidae. The record is from RefSeq and is a predicted model, not a curated record. Gene Ontology annotation, cellular component: nucleus. Gene Ontology annotation, molecular function: DNA-binding transcription factor activity, RNA polymerase II-specific; RNA polymerase II transcription regulatory region sequence-specific DNA binding.